AUGACGACGAACCUUACAAUACUUGAAGUCCCGCCGGAGUGGAAGAGCCAGCCUAUGUAUCAUCUUCCUCCAUGGGGAGAGCCAUUGAUUGUCUUAUCUAUCCUGGGUGGAGCUAUGUUUCUGACGCGGAGAAGGAAUUUUCAAAUCCUCGGGAAGCGGAAAGAAGGAUACCACGAUUCCUACCUAGACUCCGACUCCUCCAACUCGACCGAAGACUUGCUCUGGUACGAUUCGGACCACGACGAUGACUCUCAAGAUCCUCUAUCAGCGUCCAAGCAUCUCUCCAAAAGACGGACGUGCUGCGGACUCGUCAUCAGCACCCCGAACUCCUCACGCUUCUCGGAACACAUACACAGCCGUGUUUUACAAAAGUUUCCAUUCUUGGUCGAGAUGUUCUAUUGGAUCAUCACCUACCUCUUCUAUCGACUGACAAAGGUUUUUUCACAAAUAAUAUUUACCAAAUCCAUUAUAGAAGUCGCUCAGGCGCACGGCCUGACAAUCCUUGAGUUCGAGCAAUUCAGCUGGGCAAGCUUUCUUUUCCCGAUCAAAGAGCACAACGUGCAGCACUGGUUCAUGCAAGGCCAUCAAGAUGCAUUGACCGUGCUGAAUCGAGCCUACGCUCUUAUCCACAUACCUGGCACCGUAGGCUUUAUAGCGUGGUACUACUACAUCGCGCCCUCACACUCUACCUUCGCCACAAUUCGCCGUACCCUCACCCUUACCAACCUCUUCGCCUUUCUAACGUUUACCCUUUACCCCUGCAUGCCUCCGCGCCUGCUUCCGCCUGAAUAUGGGUUCCUAGACUCCGUGCGCCACGACAAAGCAACUUCGAUCUGGAUGAGCGGCAACUUUGUCAAUUCGCUCGCCGCCAUGCCGAGCAUGCAUUUCGGCUACGCAUUCGUGAUUGGCUGCACCAUGAUCUACCAUGCCGGUAUCUUCAGAAGAAGCUUGGAAAAGGGGGAGACGAAAAAGUCAUGUUUUUGGAAAUCCAUUUACUGCCUCAUCGGGCUGGGAUACCCGAGUAUGAUUCUAGUCACCAUUGUAGCGACCGCGAAUCACUACUGGAUGGACGCGCUGAUGGCGACGAUCGUGGCUUGUGCCGCUUAUCUGUGCAAUCGGGUCUUCCUGACGAUGCUGCCGCUGGAGGAUUUGCUGCUGUGGGUGUUGAGGCUUGAAAAGCCCAUCCCAUCCACUGGCGACACCUUUCGGCAAAGAGGUGGAAGGAUUUGA
Letharia columbiana is the source of this 1230-nucleotide messenger RNA. RefSeq lists its product as uncharacterized. Gene Ontology annotation, molecular function: inositol phosphoceramide synthase activity. Bases 1 to 1230 code for a protein of 409 amino acids. Gene Ontology annotation, biological process: sphingolipid biosynthetic process; inositol phosphoceramide metabolic process. The record is from RefSeq and is a predicted model, not a curated record. NCBI's taxonomy places the organism in Eukaryota, Fungi, Ascomycota, Lecanoromycetes, Lecanorales, Parmeliaceae. Gene Ontology annotation, cellular component: inositol phosphoceramide synthase complex. The transcript has 3 exons.